Molecule: messenger RNA, 11156 nt
Organism: Schistosoma bovis
Lineage: Eukaryota; Metazoa; Platyhelminthes; Trematoda; Strigeidida; Schistosomatidae
Source: the annotation of a GenBank genome assembly
CCUAUACAGUCGCAUUUAUAAUUUAUUCUAUAUGAAGCAGAUGGAGUAGAGCUUGCGUUUUGCAAUUAACUUUCUGUAGAUCCACUUAUUAUCAUCAGGUUUGUUUUUUGAUUGUCAUACCUGAAUAAUUAAUACGGAAAAAUCCAAAUCAGUAGUCUGCAAUAUUUUUGUUUGUUUCUGCUCACAUAUUCUGUGCUCACUUCGUUUAAGAGGUUCCAUAAAUUAAUUAUUGGGUUAUCGUAACUCAACAUUUUAAUGUAGGCAUGAACAUAGUAUGAGAAUGUCCUGAAAAGUUACUGCAGAUGUACGUUUGAUUUAUUGGUCAGUUAUCUCCAUCACAAUGUGAUGUCUUUUGAGUACUUUUCAACAACCAAAAUUUUUUCUGUCAUCUAUAAUCGGAGAAAUUUUUAAAACCAUAGUCAAUUCAGUGUUAUUGUUAGCUUUAUUCAAACCACUUGAAAACUGGGAGUAAGUUUUCGUAUUUCACACACUUUCGAAGUGUUUUUUCCACACACAUUUAUGCUUCCUACGUAAUUGAUGAAAUAUUCAAACCCUUCAAGUUGUGAAUUUUUGAUAAUUUUAUAUAAUGAUGUUAUUGUUGCCAGAGGCUUGUUAGUAAUAUGAAUUUAAUUGUCUUGUAAAGCGUGAAUUUGGUAAAUGUUUUUGAACUUUAGAUAAUGUUGUUCAUUUUAACGGUGUUGUUCAAUAAUAUGCCGUACUCUUGACUUUGAAAAACGGUCAAGCCAAGCUUUAUAACCUUACGUUAAAUAUGGUACCAAACUAAUACCACUAUGUAUACUUUUAUUAUUUGAAUAUUUCUGAGCUUUUAGCUCAUCACAUUGAAAGACAAAAGUGUAGAUUUAAACAUGUUUGAACGUUAGAUAUUUAUUUUAAUAAGUAAUGAAAUUCUAUAUUGCUUUAAGUUAAAACUGUUUCGUGACCUGUAGAACCCGUGGUAAUGAAAUUUCAUUUACACGGUUCCUAAAGUAAUAUUAUACAUUCCACGUUUUAUUUCUAUUCCUACUGUUCAUGUUCUAGUCUGAAAAUGUUUCUACUAGCAUGCUUUCGUCUAGAUGUUUAGCAAGAUCCAACUGUAUUUACAUUGCAAACACAACGUAUCAUCAAAUAAAUUAAUUUUAUUACAACUUAUAAAUAGGAGUUGUUGGUGCCAAUUACUGAACAGUGUACUGAUAGAAGAUAGACGUUUUGUAAUCAGAAAUUGUUUACUCGGUGGUUAAUUUACUUGGAACUAUAAUUUCAAACCUAAGCAGUAGUUCUUAUAUAUUUCUGAAAAAAUUUAAUUGUCUUGGAGGAUUAAAUUCAAAAUCAAUACAGUCUCGUACAUAAGGUACAAAGUGUAUGAAGUUUAUUACUGUAUCCUAUUAACUAAAUGGCAGGUUCAAGAUAAAUACGUGUGAGCGAUAUAAUAGUUGUCAGAGUACAAUUAGUAAAAUCUGAUCUAAUGGCAUGUUCUUAAUAUCUAUGAUAUUCUAGGUUUAAGCUUCGAAAAAUCACUGGCUGGGUGAGCUCUGACGAAACUUAUCAUAAGGUAUUACUCAAACACAAUAUGACUAGCUAACUGAAAAACUAAAGAUACGAAAAACGAUCCUCUUUGUUUGAGAUUGAAAGUUAAUUUAGAUAAAAGAAGGACAAAUUGACUGAUUUGCGUAGUUUAUUUUCAAUAUUUUGACAUGAAGUUAAUCUGUAAUAUCGACGACCUGCAAAUUAUUUCACUUGAGAUAUAAAUGAUCGAGAGAGAUUAUGAAAAAUUCUUCCAGCUGAACUCACUAUACGGAAAUAAAUAAUCGUAAUUUUAGCAUUUCUAAGUCCAUAUUCAUUGUCGUUGUAUUGAUAAUCGUCUUUCUAUAUUUUAUAUUAACCACAUAAUAUUAUAUCUUUUUGCUCUUACAAUCAUCUUAAAUUAUUUAGAUAAUGUGUACUUAAGUGCAUUAUUAAGACAGUGCUACCGGUUUUUGACUAGUUCUAAUUUUUGAAAAGAGAUAUGACCACUCACAUCUCAAAUCAGUGUUUGGUUUUAUUGACAACAAAUGGUGCUUUAUUAAACUCUGUUUUAUUUGAUUUCAGUUUUCCUAAACGUUUUGUGUUGGAACUGAAUAUUAUCCACCACUCAUGCAUGUGGAGAGAUUAAGACCACAAAUAUUUCGUGAUUAUUAUAAUGUUGGGACGUCUUAUGAUGGUUUUAGUCCAGGAAGUUCUUCUGAAUAUGAUAGAAGUUUGGUUACUUCUCGUGUUUAUGAAAGAACACGGAUACAUACAUUAGCAGGUAAAUCUGAUUUCAUGAUGCUAAGUUAUGUGAAGCGGAGAGGCAGACGGUUCAAAAAAAGACAUUUACAAAGUGGGCAAAUACAUUUCUGAGGAGGGUAGGAAUUGAAAUAUAUGACCUCUUUUUGGAUUUACGUGACGGAAAGAUUUUAUUACAGCUAUUAGAAAUACUUUCUGGAAUUAAAAUGCCUAGUCCGACCUUAGGGAGAAUGAGGAUUCAUUGUUUAGAAAACAUCGACAAAUCCCUCUUCUUUUUAAGCAAUUUCGGAGUUCAUUUAGAAAAUAUAGGGGCACAUGAUAUUGUUGAUGGAAAUGCAAGGAUUACACUUGGACUAUUAUGGAUGAUUAUUCUUCGUUUUCAAAUUCAAGAUAUCAUAUUUUUGGAGAAAGUCGAUCCUCUAGGAAUCAAAAGUGAUGUGCAACGAUAUUCAAAGGAAGCUUUAUUAUUAUGGUGCCAGCUGAAGACUGCAGGUUAUCGGAACGUUGACGUGCAAAAUUUUACAACUAGUUGGCGUGAUGGCUUGGCUUUCAACGCUCUUAUCCACAGGCAUCGUCCAGAUCUGGUCAAUUUUAAUGAAUUGUCAGUAAACACACCACUGCAAAAUUUGGAGUCUGCCUUUAUAGUUGCGGAAAAGAAUUUGGGCAUAUCUAGGCUCUUCGAUCCUGAAGACAUAUAUGUCCAACAGCCAGAUGAAAAAUCUAUUGUUACUUAUGUUGCUACAUAUUAUCAUUACUUUUCAAAAAUAAAGUCGGAAACUGUUCGUGCUCGUCGUUUGGAAAAAUUUAUAACUUACUGGCGUGAUCUCCAGAAUUCUUUCGAUUGGUACGAAAGACGUGCUUCAGAUCUUUUGUCAUGGAUUGCCAAAACAGUAUUGUGGUUGAAUGAUCGUCGUUUUCCCAAUCAAGUUGAGGAAAUUCAACAGAUUAUGGUUUCGUUUAAAGAAUAUCGUCUUCAAGAAAAGUCGGACAAGUUCAAUGAAAAAGGUGAACUUGAAGCUCAUUUUCUUUUAACGCGUACAAAAAUGAGAACACUAGGACUUAGAAAUUAUAUACCAUCCACAGAGGCACAAAUAUCUCAACUCAAUCGUGCAUGGAAUGCCUUAGAGAAAGCUGAGUAUGGACGUGAAAUAGCUUUGAGAGAAGCGCUAGACAAGCAAAAACGUCUACUGCAUUUGUUUUCACGCUACGAAAAGAAAGCAAAUUUGAGAAAAGCUUGGAUUAAUGAUAAUUUUAAAUUGGUUGAGGUAUGUGAUGAUGAUAAGAAUUUAGCAAUGACUGAAGCGUCAUUAAAAAAGUAUGAAGCUCUAAAAGCUGAUAUUUAUGCAUAUUUUGACAGAAUACAGACAAUUCAACAGAUUGCUGAUGAACUCAUUGGUAAUGAUUUUUUUAAGCGAGAUAUUGUUUUAAAAGUCCAAAAAGAAAUUCAAAAUAUGUGGGAUCGACUCUUAAAAGUAAUGAAUGAAAGAUACAAAAUUCUUGAAAAUAGAAAAAACCUGUUUAAAAAGUUUUCAGAAACAGAUUAUCUCAUGGGAUCUAUACAAUCUCUUCUAUCUAAAUUACAAAUCGAUGAAUUUGAUAAUCACUUAGCUGCUAUUGAAGAACGUUUAAAACAAUAUGAAUUAAUAGAAACAGAUAUACGUUCUAUUCAUCGAAAUAUAUCAACCCUUUUUGAAUUAGAAUCUCAAAUUGAAUACACUCCAGAGUUGUUUGGUUUUAAAACUAAUACUGUAGCAAUUGAAAUAAAAAAACAAAAUAAUCUGUUAAAAGAUGCUUAUUCACAACUUGUACAAUUGAUUGAAUCUAAGCAACGGUCUAUAGAAUUUCUAAAACUUUAUCACGGUUCAGAAUAUGAGUUAGAUGAACAAUUAAUUUCAAUAGAAGAACGUAUAUCAUUUUUGCAGAAAAGUGAAGCGUUUGUUGACAAUGGUAAUAUUGAUGUUUUCUUCCGGCGACAUAAAGCGGCUGAAUCUGAAUUAGAAACACAAAGAUUGAUUAUCACUCGACUAUUUGAACGAACUUCCAGUUUAAUUGAAGAAGAAUGUCCAAAUUAUGAAAAUCUAAAAGAAAAGGUGACAAAAGUUGAAAAAGCGUGGGAACAACUCAUAAAUCUAAUGGCUAAACGUAAAACUAAUUUAUUAUUUAUGAAAGAUUUACGUUCUUUUGUGUUAAGUUGUGAUGAUGCAGAUGCAUGGAUAUCGGAAAAAUAUGAACUAAGUUCCAGUGCAAUGCGUCUUGCUAUGCAAACUGACAGUAUUUAUACUAUAGAAAAAUUAACGAAACAACAUCAGGAAACUAUUUCCAGUGUGAAUAACUUCCAGACUACUAUUGAUCAAAUGAAGCUUCAAGCAGACGAGUUAUUAGGAUAUAUAGACUAUUUGUAUACUGUAGCUGAUAAAGAUGUUAAAUCAACAGAACCUAUUUUAGAGGCUACCAUAAAAUCUAAGAAUGAGGUUGGAAAUUUAAUAAAGAAUAGAAUGAAAGGUCUCUUAGAUUCGUUUUCUGUUCUUAGUGGAUGCAUUCGUCAGACACAGUUUCUACUCUUAGACGCUGUAUCACUUCAUCAGUUGUUCCAAAUGGCUUCAUCGACGUAUAACUGGAUUAUUGAGAAGGAAGUUUAUAUCCAGCUGUUAAUAAUGGACGACCUAAAAGAAGAAGAGUUUUCUAAGAUUAUAGAAGGUGAUGUCAGUGCUAACCAAGGGUUAAUUCAAAGAUUAGAAAUUGUUAAAAAUAGAUUUUCUGACUUAGAGGAACAGAUGAGUACAGCAGCUGAGCAAGUGUCUACUGUAAACAUGAUGAUUGCUAAUUUUUUAAAUGAACCAAAAAGAGAUGACCAGUCAUUAGUUAAUAAAGAAAUGACAAUUGAAAAAGUUAUCAAUGUUCAAGAUCAUUUAAAUUCGGCUUGGAAUAGAAUCGCUGAUAUAGUUGAAUCUCAUAGAGACAGAAUAGUUGAAGAAUCAUUUUAUAUUAAUUUAUUCAUUGAAUGUAAAUAUACAUCUGAAUGGAUUACAGAAAAAGAAGCAGUUUUAUUUUCAACAGAUUCCAUUGAUGCUAAUAGUUUAACUGGUUUGGUAGAAUUAAGAAGACGUUUAUUUAAUUUACAAGGAGAUUUAAAAGCAAUUGAAGCACGAGUUCAAAAUAUUGGUGAACGUAUAGGAGAAUUACUUGGUAUGACAGAACAACAAGAAAUUGCAUAUGAUGAACAAGAUAUAAAGUUAAAGUCUAAACGAAGAGCGGAUUAUUUAAUGAAAGAACAUAUGAAACUUACACAGCAGUGGCUUAAUUUAAAAGAAGCACUUAAACAGAGAGUUAAUCGAAUAUCUACUGAAGGUCAAGUGAGUCGUUUUCUUGAAAAACUUGAUUCAUUUCAAGAUUGGAUGAGAAAACUAAAAACUGAUGUAUUUGUCCGUGAAUUUCCAAGUGAUUUACAGGAAACUGAAAAUCGUCUAACAGUUAUAGAACAAAGUGCUCAAGAAAUCAAAGACUAUGAAAAUGAAGCAAAUCAACUAUUUGAUACUGGGAGACAACUGCUUAAAGGUUACUAUGACACACCACAUAUUAUGUUGGGACAACGGUUAGCUGCACUUGAAGAUGAUUGGAAAUCAAUUCAAAGUUCAAUGGUCAAUUGUACUACUCGGCUCCAAGAACGUUAUGCUUUGCAGUGCUUUUUGGCUGAAUCUGCAUUACUUGAAGUGACUUUGGAUCAACAGGCCACAUUUUUGGAUAAAGAAAAUGUAUUAACAAACCUAGAUGCUGUUCGUGAUAUUCAAAAACAAUAUGAAACAUUUAGGUUUUCCUUAUUGGCUUGUAAAGAUCGAGUUGAUGCCGCUUUAGAAUUAGGUAGGAAUAUAGCAGAAAACAAUCCAGCAAAUCGUGAUCGUGCAUUAGCUAAAUGUGAAUUAUUUCAACAAAAAUAUGAAGCCAAUAAAAUUAAAACAGAAGAACGAAUUGAAUAUUUACAAGAAAAGGCACAACUUUAUGAAUUUUAUGAAGAACUGGAAGAUUUUGAAGAUUGGAUUUUAGAUAAAACUAACUGUCUAAUGGAAAUUCAAUUAGCGAUCAGACAACGAUCACAUUUAUCCUUUAGUCGGAUUAAAGCAUUUGAAGACGAAAUUGAAGUGAAUCGAAAUCGCGGUGAUCAUUUUAUUGAGGUCGGUCGUAAACUUACAGAAGUCUAUCCACAUCUUGAAAAUGAUGUAAAAAAUCGUUUGGAACGUUUGCAUACACGUUGGGAAGAACUAAUUGACCUAGUUCGACAUAUUGUAAAUGUAGUUAGUCAAGAUAAUCGAGAAAAGUUAAUGAAAGAGGCAAUUCAUAAAACUGCUACAUGGCUUAAUGUAAUGAAUGUUCAAUUAGAGAAACCAGAUAGUAAAUUACCAGUUGAUCAAAUCGAUAUGACUACAUUACAAACACAAAUAAAAGAACAUAAUAAACGAAUUAAAGAUUAUAUGGAUAGAAAAGCUGUUAUCAAUGUUUUAAAGAGUCAAGUCAAUGAUCCUAAUUUUAGUCAAAAUAAAGAAUUUGCACCAAUUGUCAAUGAUCUUGAGCGUAAACUUUUAGCGCUAGACGAACCACUCAAUCAAAAAUUAACGAAUUUACAACAUUUGGAAACAUCGACUCAACAUUUUGUAGAGUUAACUGUUGAAGGUGCAUGGAUCAGAGAAAAAUCACAACAAGUUGAAAAUUUAUCUAAAACACUAGAACUUGAUCCACAAAAAGCUUAUCAAAUUGGUCAAAGAUUAAUGGUUAUACAUAGAUUGGAAAGACAACUUAAAAGUCAUAUUCUUGAAGCCAAUAAUCGUAGACCUAGAGUUAAAGCUUUAUGUAAAAACAUUGAAAGUGAAUAUUGUGUAGAAGAAGCGAAAACCACCGAUAAAAUACAACAACAAAGAUUUCAACGUCUUACACAAGAACUUUUAGAAUUAUGGAAUAAAUUAGAUAGAAAUUUAACUUGUCUACUUGGGCGAAUAACAAUGUCCGAAUCAGUUUAUCAAUUUUUAUUAGAUGCUAGUGAAUUGGAAUCAUGGAUAUCUGAAGAAGAUUUUUAUUUACAUGGAAUAGAAAUACCAAAGAAUGAGCAAAAUGCAUUAAAUAACUUGAAAAAGCAUCAGAUUCGAUCACAUACAAUUGAACAAUGGCAUGAACGUGUUAAAAAUCAUAAUGAACAAGGUCAAAUAUUAUGCCAACAAUUAAAAAUUCAACAAACAAAAUAUCCUGAUACAAAUAUUUUACAAGAAUCACAAUUUUAUUUAAAAUUAAUUCCAUCAUGUUUGUAUCGUAUAAGUCAUUCAUACAAAAAUCUUCAAAGUAUCGUCAAUAAUGUAGCUUCAAUGUUAGAGGCAAAUGCUAUUAAAUAUAGUUUAAUUCGUGAAGCUGAUGAAUUGGAGGCAUGGAUUAAUAAACGUGUUGCACUGGCUACUAAUAAUGACCUUGGUGUUGAUUUAGAUCAUUGUUGUAAUUUACGAGAUAAAUUCAUGAUAUUCAAUAAAGAAACUGUACAAACAGGUUCACAACUUGUUUCAGAUUUAUCAACUAAAUGUGUGCAUUUAAUUGCAUUAGGCAAAUCAGAUUCCGUGAUAAUUGCAUCAAUUAAAGAUAAUAUCAAUGAAAUAUGGGCUGAAUUAUUGGAAUUAAUCGAAACAAGAAAACAAUUAUUAAAAGCUGCAUUGAAUAUGCAUCGAUUUGUUAAUGAUUGUAGAGAUUUUGAAGAAAGAAUUUGUUAUCGUCUUGACAAUCUACCCGAAGCACCAUCUGAUUCUUUAGCAUCUGGACGAAAACAAGGUCUACCUGGUUUACAACGUAGUCAUAAUUUAUUAGAACAGGAACUUUUAUGUUUUGGUGAUCAAUUGAAACAAUUGGAUUUAACAGCUAAACGAUUACUACCACGUUAUGCUGGUAUACAAGCGGAACAAUUACAAGCACAUCAUGAACGUGUUCAAACAAUAUGGAAACGUUUAUUAAAAGUUAUUGAGAUAAGACGGAAUCUAUUAAAAGAAGCUAGUCGAUUAUAUGACUUUCUAGUCAAUGCUCGUGAAUUAAUUUCAUGGUUAGAACAUGCCAAAGAUUUAAUGGAACACAAAGAAAGACCAAGAGAUAUUUCUGGUGUUGAAUAUUUAAUUGAAGAUCAUAAACAAUUACGGGUGGAAUUAGAAUCACGAAAUCAACGAAUUGAAGAUUGCUUGAAUCUUGGUCGGAUAUUAUUAGCUGAAUUUGCAGCUCAUGAAGAGAAAGCGAUCCUACCAACUAUGAAACCAAGUUUAAUAGCUACACGAACUGAAGUUCGCGAGAGAUGUGUACAAUUAGCAACUGGGCGUAUUUUAUUAAAUGAAUUAUGGCGUGAACGUUGGGAUCGUUUACAUUUAUUAUUAGAAAUACGUCAAUUCGCGCGUGAUGCGAAUAGUGCAGAAAUAUGGUUAAUGGGUAGAGAGUUACAAUUAGAAUCAGCACGUCGUCAAUUAGGUGAAACAUUAGCUGAAACACUAGCUUUACUUGGUGCUCAUUACGCAUUCCAACAAACAUUAGCAACAGCAGAUGAAAGAUUUAAUGCAUUGAAAAGAUUAACUACACUUGAACUAAGAUCAAUGCAAUGGGAUCCACAAGAAGUUAUUAUGAGAGAGAAUGAACAAAGAAAUAAAGUUCGUAACGCUGUCAAAGAAUUUCUUCCUGCUUAUGUUGGACAAACUGAGACUUUGGGAAAAUCAACUUCCAUCUUACCAUCACAUACAAUUGGUGUUUCUUCAUCAAAAAUUCCACUGGUAUCUACUGCUUACAUUCAACAUCCCCCUGUUAAACCACUUAGGAAAUCAAUUGAAGCAACUGAAAUACCAGUUGUACAUCCAAAACCUAGAACAAAAAUUCCAUCAACAUCCGAUAGUAUAGUGACAGCAGUUAAGACAUCACCUCCCAAAACUGUGGAGUCGUACAAGAGUCCUGGGAAGAAAGUUGAACAUCACGAAACUAUAAUGUCCCCGCGACCAGUUAAACGAUUACAUUCAAGACAAAUACCAGAGUCAUCAGUCGUGAUAACCAAGGAAGAAAGUUUAUCUGACAGGGAUAGAUCAGAACCCAUUAGUCAGAAAUCUGAAGAUUCUUCGGAGAAAAUUCCAAUGUACACUGAAAAACCGUCUUCAUAUAAUCGUCAUGUAGAAGAAACCACUGAUGAAAAUGAUAACACUCGUUCACUGGAAACUGUAGAUCAGCCACAUGAACACCAACAAAAACCUAUAAAUCGAAGCCGUUCACUAAGAGUUAGAUCUUCUCAAUCUGACUUGCCAACGACUGAAUCCCCUGCUUCAACAACCAAGUUGAAAUUCUUUGAAAGUGCUGAACAAGAGCCAACUAGGUUAUCACAGGAACCUGAAACAUCGACAAGUGGACAACCAGUUUUACCAAAACUAGAGGGUCCGGUUAUACGAAAGCACGAUUUAGAUUCUGGUGGAUCUUUACAUUCAAAAAGUCAAGGUCGGAGCUGGUUACCUCUUUAUCUGGUUCUUGAUUCAGGUCAACUAUUUGUUUACAAAGAUCAACAAAGUCGUCGGGAAAAACCAAACAUAUACUAUCAUGAUACAUCACCAUUAAGCUUACUGUCAUCAAGAGCUGCUCCUGCUAUAGAUUACACAAAACGACCAUGUGUAUUUCGAUUACGUCUUGGAGAUGGUAGUGAAUAUCUAUUUCAAACUGCAAAUGACAAUGUUCUUAAUCGUUGGGUUACAGCCAUCAAUGAAUCAGCUAAGUGCUUAGCUUCUGAAUUCAGUAAACAUCAAACUGGACAUACUUUAACACUUCCUGUGGGAACUCAUUCUAGAAGUUUUCAAAGUAAUGGUCAUCGUCGUUCUAUUAGGAAUUUUUUCUCUUUACGUCGUAAAUCAUAAUAUGAUUAUCUUAUUAUUCCAAGUAAACAUCGUAACAUAUCAUUAGAUAUUUCAAGUAACUUUUCUUUUCUUCAUCAAACAAUGCAUAAUCAUGAAUUUGUUAUUUUAUUUAUACUUUUUUUUCGAAACAUUUUCGUAAUUUUUUUCUUUUCGAAAAAGAAAAAAGAAAUAAUUUUAUCCUCAAUAUUGUACUAAACACUUGACUAAUUACUUGUAUUAAAUGUGACAAUAAUCAGCAAUCAACAGUACGAUUUUUAAUAUUUCUUUUAAUGAGAUAAUGAAAAUUAAUUCAUCUUUCGUCUCUUUCGUUCUUUUCAUGCAUAAUAAUACUAAUCAUAGUAUUUUAUGAAAUUUUUGUUUUGUAAACUUUAGGACAAUCUAACCUCAGUAACUAAUUAAAUGAGGAUGUUGUCUCUCUCUCUCUCUCUUAAUUUUCAAUUAUUCAUCAUUGGAAAAUACUGAGAUAAUUGACUUUAUAUUAUAAAAUAAAUAAUCUUUUGAGAAUUUCACUAUAUAAUAAAACAGUUCAUCAAUCUUGUAUAAACGUAUUGAAUAAUUUCUCUUUCGAAAAUUUAUUUGAUUCUAUCUUUGCUUGUGAUUUGUUUAUUAUAUAAUAAUAAUAAUAAUAAUAAUACAAUUAUAUUAAUAAUAAUAAUAAUAUGAAUUGUAAUGUGCAUUUGAUGCUUCUAUGUUUCUUGUUUAAUCCAUUAAUAUAAAUUAUAAAUGAAUUUUGGUUCGUAGAUUAGUAAAAUUAAGUUUAUUUCGCUUAUUCCUUUUUCUGUACAUGAUUUAUUGAUACAUUCAGUGAAUUUUCUUUUACUGGUUAAAAUGAAUAAAAACACGUUAAUAACAACAUUCUAUGUUAGUUUCUUUUUUAUUUUGUUAAUAUUGCUAUACUUUUUGAUAUAGUUAUUGAUAAAUUCAAUAUCUUACAUAUUUGUUCUUAUAAAUGAUCGUGUAAUUCUAAUUAUGAAUGAUAUUACAUAGUAGUCAGCUACAACGUAG